Messenger RNA from Monoraphidium neglectum, 513 nucleotides. Its product is annotated as 30S ribosomal protein S20. Gene Ontology annotation, biological process: translation. Lineage: Eukaryota; Viridiplantae; Chlorophyta; Chlorophyceae; Sphaeropleales; Selenastraceae. Gene Ontology annotation, cellular component: small ribosomal subunit; ribosome. Gene Ontology annotation, molecular function: small ribosomal subunit rRNA binding; structural constituent of ribosome. The transcript has 5 exons. Bases 1 to 513 code for a protein of 170 amino acids. The record is from RefSeq and is a predicted model, not a curated record.
AUGCUGGCCAAGGCGAGCUCUUCGAUGCGUAUGACCGGGCUUGCUCCCCGUGUAUCGCCUGCAGCGGUGGUCGCGCCCUCUAGGCGGUCUGCCGUGCAAGUGGUGGCAGCAGAGGCGCAGAACAAGAAGCGCACUCCUCAACCUGUGAAGCGGGCGCAGCUGGCAGAGGAGCGGCGUAUGAGCAACAAGGGCCGCAAAUCGGCCAUCGCCACGCGCAUCAAGAAGGUGCUGAAGCUCUCCGAGACUCUGGUCAAGGCUCCCGAGGGGGCAGCCGAGCAGGUCCCCGCGCUGGAGAAGCUGGUGGCUGAGGCGUACAAGGAGAUCGACACGGCGGCCGUGAAGGGCGUGAUCCACGCCAACACCGCCGCCCGCCGCAAGGCGCGCGUCGCAAGGUACAAGCAGCAGGUGCUCAUCAGCGCGGGCCUCUACACCCCCGCCCCCGAGCAGCCCGGCUUUGCCUUUUACCAGCGUGUGCAGGCAGCCAAGGCUAAGGCCGCCGGCGCCGCCAACUGA